Onthophagus taurus is the source of this 1876-nucleotide messenger RNA. Its product is annotated as CDK5RAP1-like protein. Gene Ontology annotation, molecular function: tRNA-2-methylthio-N(6)-dimethylallyladenosine(37) synthase activity; 4 iron, 4 sulfur cluster binding. NCBI's taxonomy places the organism in Eukaryota, Metazoa, Arthropoda, Insecta, Coleoptera, Scarabaeidae. Gene Ontology annotation, cellular component: cytosol; mitochondrion. Gene Ontology annotation, biological process: tRNA modification; negative regulation of cyclin-dependent protein serine/threonine kinase activity. The record is from RefSeq and is a predicted model, not a curated record.
GCCUACAUUAAUAAAAAAGAUAGGUUAUGUUAUAAAAAUAAAGUGAUUUUAUAAAUAAUGCGUUCAAAUUUAAUAAAAUAUCCACAAUUUUUAAGGAAUUUUAAACGUUAUCAAUCAACCUCGGUUAAUUUAUUGAAAGAUGAUAAAGAAACGCAUCAAAAAGAGAAAAAUAAACGAAAAUUACCAGAUGGACCUAACCUCAAUCAUUUUUUGGUUAAUAACCUAAAUUCAAAGAAAAUCUUUUCAAAACCAAAAGAAAACGUACCGUACGUAAAAGACGUCGAUUUUGGGUCAAAUCGAAAAGUAUUUUUCGACGUUUACGGGUGCCAAAUGAACGUGAAUGAUACCGAAAUCGUUUGGUCGAUUUUAAAAUCAAAUAAUUUCGUAAAAACGGAUGUUCUUGAAGAGGCUGAUGUUGUUUUAAUUAUGACGUGUUCGAUAAGAGAUAGUGCAGAAGAAAGAAUAUGGGGUCGAUUGGAUUAUUUAAGAGGGAUUAGAAAUAAGCGGAUUAAGAUAGGUAAUCGCGAUAUGAAAGUGGGGAUUUUAGGUUGUAUGGCUGAGCGACUAAAAGAAAAAGUCUUAGAGAAAGAUAAAACUGUUGAUAUCAUAGCAGGACCCGAUAGCUACAAAGAUUUACCUAGAAUGUUGGCUUUAACAGAAAAUAAUCAAACUGCUGUUAAUGUUUUAUUAUCAUUAGAAGAGACUUACGCGGAUAUCACCCCUGUGAGGCUUAAUGAAGAUUCCGUAACAGCUUUUGUUUCCAUAAUGCGUGGUUGCGAUAAUAUGUGUACAUAUUGUAUAGUACCUUUUACGAGGGGGCGAGAACGUUCCCGGCCUGUUAAAUCAAUCUUAAAUGAGGUUAAAUAUCUCUCAGAUAGAGGAGUUAAAGAAAUAACCUUGUUAGGGCAAAAUGUGAAUAGUUAUAGAGAUGUUUCAAACGCUUCAGAGAUUUUUAUCCCAAAUACAACCCCUACACAUUUAGCGAAAGGUUUUAAAACAGUUUAUAAAUCAAAAAUUGGUGGGUUAAGAUUCGCUGAUUUACUCGAAAGAGUUUCUUCUGUUAAUCCCGAGCUACGAAUUCGCUUUACUUCGCCACAUCCGAAAGAUUUUCCCGACGAAGUACUCCAUAUGAUACGAGAAAAGUCCAAUAUUUGUAAAAACCUCCAUUUACCAGCUCAAUCGGGCAACACUAACGUUUUAGAACGAAUGAGGAGAGGAUAUACUCGAGAAAUUUAUUUGGAAUUGGUUGAACAUAUUCGAGAAAUCCUUCCGGAUGUUGCGUUAAGUUCCGAUUUUAUUUGUGGGUUUUGUGGCGAAACCGACGAAGAAUUCGAAGAUACUUUGAGUUUAAUCGAAAGAGUUCGCUACAACAACGCCUAUUUAUUUCCGUAUAGUAUGAGAGAAAAAACUACAGCUCAUCGCCGUUAUGAAGAUAACGUCCCGGAAAAAAUCAAAUUAAAUCGUCUCCAAAAAAUGGUCUCGUUAUAUAGAAACAUCGCGGAGACUUUAAAUAGACAAAAAGUUGGGGAAUUGCAAUUAAUUUUAAUUGAAGGGCAUAGUAAACGAUCUAAAAAUCAAUUUCAAGGGAGAAAUGACUCGAAUGUUAAGGUUAUAAUUCCUGCAGGAGAAAUCCCUGUGGGUGAUAGUAAUUAUUUAACAGAUAUUAAGCCGGGGGAUUAUGUUGUUGUUCAAAUUAAUGAUUCUUCAUCACAAACUUUGAAGGGAAUCCCUUUGUAUCAUACUACAUUACAAGAUUUUCAUUUAAAAUAUAAAUAUGUUUAUCCCAAAUGUCAUGAUGAUUAUAUUAAAUGGCAUGGUGGAUAUUUGAAUUAAAUUUGAACGAAAAAAACUUUUUAAUAAAGAUGUGUGUAAUUUA